AUGCGCAGGUAUCGGCUGCCGUACUGGGCAUUCGUGCCGACGUUAGGCGUUUGGCCCGGAGCCGCCGGGACCGGAACCGAAACUGGACCAGCAGCAACCGCCGCCGUCCCACCACCACCGCCCAGAGGAUCCGUGGCCGUGAACUUGGACAACGGCCGAGUGACCGUGAUAGACGAUGUGACUAACCAACCGGAAGUCAGGGACGCGGUCGCCGACCCACAACAGAAACGGCGGCAAGCGCUGGUCAAGCCGCUGCACCCGAACACGCCGAGUGUCGGAGGACCGAGUUGGCUGAGGAAGACAACAGUGGCGUCGUCGUCGGAUCCCGUCGUAAAGACAGCGCAGGUGAAAAACUCUACGGCCGUCGCCACUGCGAGUCCGAUCACCAAGAUAUAUCUGAAACCGUCAGCCAAGGCAAAAGCUGGCAUCGGUGGCGUGGCCCUGUCCAACCCGAUCAGCACGGCCGUGGUUCGAAGGGGUGAUACGGUCAGCAUUGAAUAUCUUCCAGACGCUACUGCGGAAGCGGGCGAAGGAGGUGUUGCUAUAUCUCGACCGGAACUGGUCAUUCAUUUUAUUGACUGAUACAAUAUGUGUCCGCUAAAAAUUGAUGAUGCCGCCAUAAUACCAUUAGGUCUAUAAAUUGUGCCAUACACACGUGUUUUGAUAUAUGUUAUAAUAUAUUUAUAUAUACGUACUUACUACUUACUAUACCUACUUAAUAUUAUACAAUAUAAAAUGUAUAAUAAUUUUAUAUUUUAAUAUUAGGUACUAUAUGUCUUUAAGUUUGUAUAAAUCUGAUUGUUUCAAACAUUUUAAUGUUUUUAUUAGUGACUUCAAUUUGAUACCCUAGAAUAUUUUUGUAAUGAUGAUCUAGUUUCUUAAGUUUUUGUAUCGGUGAAAUUUUGUUUUGACGUGUUUUUAAGUCAAAUUCCAUAUACCUAAUAUGCUGAAAAAUGCUCUUUAGCCAUUAAGAAACCGUGCAUAACUCUGUAUGUCCAAAUUCUUAAUUUAUAUUUAAUAUUGACUUGUCUUUUCUAUUUUUAACAUGAGUGGGCCACUUGUCUGUUGUACUUUUUAUUUCACUUAGUUUUUUGAUUAAAUAUUAUAUAGUAUUCAAUAAUUAUAUGCAUAAAUCAAGCAAUAUGUCUUUAUAUUUUCGUUUUUUUUUUU
This is a messenger RNA of Aphis gossypii (cotton aphid), 1170 nucleotides long. RefSeq lists its product as uncharacterized. NCBI's taxonomy places the organism in Eukaryota, Metazoa, Arthropoda, Insecta, Hemiptera, Aphididae. The coding region runs from base 1 to 582 and encodes 193 amino acids. The transcript has a single exon. The record is from RefSeq and is a predicted model, not a curated record.